Manis pentadactyla (Chinese pangolin) is the source of this 14146-nucleotide messenger RNA. RefSeq names its product PKHD1 ciliary IPT domain containing fibrocystin/polyductin (gene PKHD1). Bases 235 to 12396 code for a protein of 4053 amino acids. The record is from RefSeq and is a predicted model, not a curated record. The transcript has 66 exons. NCBI's taxonomy places the organism in Eukaryota, Metazoa, Chordata, Mammalia, Pholidota, Manidae.
AGUCCAACAUGAGUGAGUUACCUGCGCGGUAGCUGCAGCCUGGGCUCUAACCACAUAACAUAGCCAUCGGCUUCCCGCGGAGAUGAACAAGAUCGUGUAGAGAGGAAAGAUAAUUUCUCCCUUGAGUCACAACAAGACAAUCAGAAAAAGCAUAAAAGCUACAUGGCCCCAAUCGAAACUGAAAAUGCUUUUAAUGUCUGAGCAAUUUUGAAAGGAUUGAUUUAUGAGGACAAGAUGACUGUCUGGCUGAGCUCUCUGACAAAAAUUGAAAUACUGCUUUUGAUAGUGCCUUGCCUGAGUUUCCACAUUGAACCCAAAGAAGGUAGCCUUGCGGGGGGAACGUGGAUCACAGUCGUUUUUGAUGCUUUGGAGGCAGAGCUCCUUUAUCCCACCAAUGGCUCUCCGCUGGAGAUGUGCCUGGUGAAUGUGGCCGAGCCUACGCUGCCGAGCGUCCCCUGUGACAUCUCUCCUGGCCCCCUGGAUUUGCUGGUGGUGAUGUGCAGGACCAGAUCUCUGCAGACUGAAGCACACGAGGGUCUCUACUACCUGGAAGUGCUCUCAGGGGGACAGGUGGUAGGCAGUCCGCCUCCCGGCCCGCGGGACAGCUGUACUUUCAAGUUUUCCAGGGCACAGACACCCAUUAUUUACCAAGUCAACCCACCAAGUGGAGUUCCAGGAAAACUAGUACAUGUGUAUGGCUGGAUCAUCACUGGAGUAUCAGACACCUUUGAUUUUGACGUUGAAUACAUUGAUAGCCCAUUGAUCUUGGAAGCUCCAGGAGACGCGUGGGUCACAGCCUGCUCUGUUGUGAACAGGCAGACAGGAAGCCACUAUCCCAUACAGGAAGACCAUGGUCUGGGGACUGUCCAGUGCCGCGUGGAAGGCAAUCACAUCGGUUCCCAGAAUGUUAGUUUCUCAGUAUUUAACAAAGGAAAGUCAAUGGUACACAAGAAUGCAUGGCUGAUCAGUGCUAAACAGGACCUGUUUCUGUACCAGACGUACUCAGAAAUAUUAUCUGUAUUUCCAGAAGCCGGGAGCCUUGGGGGAGGAACAGACAUCACAAUUACAGGAGACUUCUUUGACAAUCCUGCCAAGGUGAACAUUGCAGGCAUUCCAUGUGAUAUUAGACACGUGUCUCCCAGGAAGAUCGAGUGCACCACUAGGCCCCCAGGAAAGGGUGCGAGGCUCACUGCUCCUCAGGCAGGUAACCGAGGGCUUCUUUUUGAAGUUGGAGAUGCUGCUGAGGGCUUGGACCUGACUGAGGCCACCCCUGGCUAUAGGUGGCAGAUUGUCCCUAAUGCCAGUUCUCCAUCUGGAUUUUGGUCAGUGGAAGGGCAACCUUUCAGUGCACGGCUCAGUGGCUUCUUUGUGGCCCCAGAGACAAACAAUUACACUUUCUGGAUCCAGGCUGACAGCCAAGCUACCCUUUAUUUCAGUCAGUCAGAGGACCCAAGGGCCAAGGUGAAGGUGGCCUCCCUCAGGGUGGGCACUGCUGACUGGUUCGACUCCUGGGAGCAGAAUGGGAAUGAGGGGACCUGGCAACAGAAGACGCCCAAGUUGGAGCUGGCUGGUGGAGCCAGGUACUACCUGCAAGCAGAGCACCGAGGGAGAGCCCCCAGCAGGGGGAUGAGAAUCGGUGUCCAGAUCCACAGCACCUGGCUGAAUCCUGACGUGGUCAGCACCUACCUCCGGGAGAAGCAUCAGAUCCGAACCCGUGCCCAGAGACUUCCAGAAAUCCAGUUGCUGACUGUGUCUGGCAGAGGAAACUUCUUCCUUACGUGGGACAACGUCUCUAGCCAGCCAAUUCCUGCCAAUGCCACAGCCCGUCAGAUUCAAACAGCCAUUGAGGAGUUACUUGCAGUCAAAUGCAGACUGGAACCCCUUUCAGCCAACAUCCUGCUCCGGCUUGGGUUUGAACAAGGCCCAGAAGGUUCCGGCUCUGAGGGGGAGCUCACCAGUGGGACAGAGCCCUUCUGUGGGAGGUUCAGCCUCCGUCAGCCUCGACAGCUUGUCCUGACACCCCCGGCUGCCCAGAAGGGCUUUUGGCUAGACCAGAACACCCACUUGUGCAUUGCAUUCAAAGGCCACAUGAAUAGUAUCUUGAGGGUGACUGUGACCUUCACAAUCAACUUUCAAGACAUCUUUAAGAAGAACAUCACCUGUGACUGGAGUCUCGUGGGGACCAGUCCUGACAGUUGGCAGUUCACUUGCAUUGCCCUCUGGAAGACUUGUGUGCACCGCUCUGCUUAUCGCCAGCAGCCUCUGGGAAACUCCCCCAUCCUAGUUCACCGGAUCGACCUCCUCCCUCAGUCUCCUGAGACGGGCGUGUUCUAUGUGGAUGAAAUUAUUAUUGCUGACACAAAUAUAACAGUUUCUCAAGCCGAUUCUGGAACAGCUCGCCCGGGAGGGAAUCUGGUGGAAUGGCUGUCUGUGGUGGGAUCCCCUCCGGCCUACAAUGUGACCUCCUGGUUGGCGGGGUGUGGCCUGGCACUCCCACUCAUCGCUGCAAGCUCUAUGUCCACUGAAGGAGCAGAAGAAGGAUCCGGGGUGGUCCAGGUGACAACACAGAGAAUACAGAGGACAAGUCCACCCUUAGGAGGACACUUUCGCAUCCAACUCUCUAAUACGGUGAUUCUGGAUGUCCCUGUGAGUAUUUCAGCCCAUCACCUUCGUGAGCUCUUACAGAACAAUGCUGAUGACUUCACAUCCAGGUACCUCAAUGUCAGUGACUUCACUGUGCUGGACGAUCUACAGUCUUGCUACAAACAUGUGUGGACACUUGCCUGGUCCACCCAGGUUGGAGAUUUGCCCAAUUUCAUCAGGGUCUCUGAUGUAAAUCUAACAGGAGUGAACCCUUCGGCGAGCACCCAUGUGGUGUAUGACGGUGGAGUUUUUCUUGGACCCAUAUUUGGAGACAUGUUGAGUACUGCGAACCAGCACACUCAGGUGGUUGUGCAAGUCAACGACAUACCAGCUCAUUGCUCAGGGUCCUGUUCUUUUCAAUACCUUGAAGGGUCAACUCCCCAGGUCCAUUCUGUGUGGUAUUCCCUUGAUGGUGACGUCAAUCUGCUGGUUUAUAUUAUUGGAACUGGUUUCUCUGGUGACACCCAGGCCUUGGAGAUUGCAGUGAACAAAACGAGCUGCAAAGUUAUUUUUUCAAAUCAAACAAAAGUGGUCUGCCAGACAGACCCGCUACCCGUUGGAGUGCAUCAGAUCUCAAUGUUGGUGAGACCCUCUGGCCGUGCCAUCGAUGCUGGUGGACAAGGCCUCUUCCUAGACGUGGAACCCAGAGUGGAUACUGUGGAGCCUUCCAGAGCUGCAGAGAUUGGAGGGUUCUGGGCCACCAUUCGAGGCUCUAGCUUGGAAGAUGUUAGCCUUGUGUUAUUUGGAUCUCAGUCCUGUGCCAUCAGUGUCACCACAAGCAAUUCACAAAGAAUUCAAUGCAAAGUUCCACCCAGGGGCAAAGAUGGACCCAUUGUGAAUGUGACUGUGAUUGGAGGGGACCAUUCUGCAGUUCUUCCAAUGGCAUUUACAUAUGUUUCCUCUUUAAAUCCAGUGAUUGUGUCUUUGAGCAGAAACAGAAGCAACAUAGCAGGAGGUGAGACCCUUUUCAUCGGCAUGGCGCUGCUGGCGAACGACACAGGUUUGGGUGUGGAAGUCCACAUCCAGGAUACCUGGGCUCCAGUUGGUGUGCAAAUGGCUCGGGGCUUGGAGGUGGUGCUGCCCUCUCUGCCUGCCGGUCUCUAUAGAAUCUCAGUCUCCAUCAAUGGGAUCAACAUUCACUCACAAGGGGUUGAUCUUCACAUCCAGUACAUCACAGAAGUUUUCAGCAUUGAGCCUUGCUGUGGGUCCCUUCUGGGUGGAACCAUCCUCAGCAUCUCGGGAACGGGGUUCAGCAGGGACCCGGCUCUGGCGUGGGUGCUUGUGGGCGAUCGGUCCUGUGACAUCGUGAACUCAACAGACACCGACAUCUGGUGUGAGACCCCGCCUGCCUCGCCUCGGCCUGAUGGAGACGGGCUGGCUGUCCCGGCCCCCGUGGAGGUCUGGGCUGGCAACGUGGCCUCCACCCGAGGACCUCCCCCACGCCUGGUGGGGAAAGGCUUUACCUUCACGUAUGAGGCCACGGCCACACCGGUGGUCACUGCCGUGCAGGGAGAAAUCACAGAUAGCAGCCUGGUGCUUUACGUGCAAGGAAGUAACCUCUCCGACUCGGUGAUCCUUCUGGGGGGCCUGAGCUGCCAUCUCGGGAUUUUCAGGAGCAACACGAGCCUGUCUGGGUGCGCUUUGCCUCUUCGCAGUCUGGAGGCGGGCAUCUAUCCCUUCCAAGUACGUCAGAAGCAGACGGGGCUUGCUAACAUGUCUGCGGUGCCCCCGCAGUUUGUGGUGAUGCCUCAGAUAACGACCAUCUUCCCGACGCAUGGGUCAGCCUGUGGUGGGCUGGCGCUCACGGUGAGGGGGUUGGCCCUCAGCUCUAGCAGGAGGUCGGUCCAGGUGGGCUUUUCAGGUCCUUUUACCUGUGCGAUUUUGAGUUUGGGGGGCCAGAGAGUCAUCUGCCAGAUGGACAUGGUGGGAGACCCCUUGCCUGAUGCUUCCUUCACCCUGAACAUCACAGUCCUGGUCAAUGGGCUACCCGGCAAGUGCCGGGGAAACUGCACUCUUUUCUUGCGGGAAGAGACAACGCCUAUUGUGGACGCCUUGACCGUUAGCAUCAGGGGGUCCCUGACCACGGUGCUGGUGAGGGGUCAGAGGUUAGGCACCACAGCCGAUGAGCCCAGGGUGUUUGUGGACGAUCAUCUUCUCUGCACUGUAACUUCCUUUAAUGCCAGCCUCGUGGCGUGCUGGGUCAGGGAUUUGACCCCAGGACCCCACUACCUAUCAGCUUUACGUACAAGAAAUGGGGAUGCUUGUUUUGGUAAUGUUUCUAGGCACUUCAACAUCAUGCCUCAAGUGUUUCAUUACUCUCCCAAGAAUUUCAGCAUUCAUGGCGGAAGCCUCUUGAGCAUGGAGGGCUCAGCCCUGCGAGGACGGAACAGCACGGUCGUGUACAUUGGCCAGCAGGCCUGCCUGGCGGUGAACAUCAGCGCUGAGCUCGUCCGCUGCAUCGUUCCCGCGGGGAAUGGCUCUGCUGUCCUGGACAUCAGGGUGGAUGGACAUUCAUACCACGUGGGAGUCAUUGUUUACAGCAGUGCCUUCACCCCAGAACUGCUUUCUAUUUCUGGGACGGAUGAUGUCUUAACCUUUGCAGUGGCCCAGAUCUCAGGAGCGGAGAAUGUUGACAUUUUUAUUGGGCUGUCACCCUGUGUGGGUGUCUCUGGCAACCGCACGGUCCUGCAGUGCGUGGUGCCCGCCCUUCCUGCCGGGGAGUACCACGUCAGGGGUUACGACCGCGUGAGAGGGGGGGCCUCCUCUGACCUGGUGUUCACAUCCAGAGUGACUAUUACAGCCGUCACCGAGAACUUUGGCUGCCUGGGUGGAAGGCUCGUGCAUGUGUUUGGAGCAGGGUUUUCUCCAGGGAACAUCUCAGCUGCCGUGUGUGGUGCGCCCUGCCAAGUCUUGGCUAAUGCUACAGUGUCUGCCUUCAGCUGCCUGGUUCUGCCCCUGGAUGUGUCCUUGGCUUUCCUGUGUGGCCUGAAGCAUGAGGAGGAGAGCUGUGAGGCCUUCAGCUGCACCUACGUGCAGUGUGAUUUGACUGUUGCUGUGGGGACAGAGAGACCGCCUGAUCCAUGGCCUUACCUCUAUAUUUGCGAAGAAUGUUCCCGAUGCAUCUUUGCACCAAAUCACUGUACAAAGUCAGUCUUGCCAUCAUUCUCAGGCCUCUUCAUCAGCCCUAAAGUGGAAAGAGAUGAAGUUCUCAUCUAUAAUAGCUCUUGUAACAUUACCAUGGAAACUGAGGCAAAGAUGGAGUGUGAGACGCCUAAUCAGCCAAUUACCGCCAAGAUUACUGAGAUACGGAAGAGCCGGGGCCAGAACACUCAGGGCAGCUUGCCUUUCCGGUUCUGCGGGAGGUGGUCGAGGGCUCACAGCUGGUUCCCUGGAAGAGUGCCACAAGAUGGCGACAACGUCACGGUGGAGCGUGGCCAGUGGCUGCUGCUGGACACCAACACGAGCAUUCUCAACUGGCUGCACGUUAAAGGAGGCAAGCUGAUUUUCAUGGAUCUGGGGCCCAUUGAACUCAGGGUGCACUCCAUCCUUGUUUCUGAUGGUGGAGAACUCCGAAUUGGAUCCGAGGACAAGCCCUUCCAAGGCAGAGCAGAGAUCAAGCUUUAUGGGAGUUCCCACUCCACCCCCUUCUUUCCAUAUGGUGUCAAGUUCCUGGCGGUGAGGAAUGGAACUCUCUCCCUGCAUGGUUUGCUACCAGAAGUAAUGGUCACCCAUCUUCGAGCAACUGCCUAUGCCCAAGACAGAGUGUUGGCUCUGGAAGAUGCCGUGGACUGGCAACCCGGGGAUGAAGUUGUUAUCAUCAGUGGAACAGGUGUCGAAGGUGCCAAACCUGUGGAAGAGAUUGUCAUUGUGGAAACUGUGCACAAUACAGACCUCCAUCUGCAGUCGCCCUUGAGAUAUUCUUACAACUUCACAGAGAAUUGGGUGGCCAGAGAGCACCAUAUUUUGAAGGUCACAGUGGCCCUGCUCAGCAGGAGUAUUACCAUUCGAGGAAAUCUCACUAAUGAGAGAAUGAACUUCCUAGCUUUAUGCCAGGAGGCCAGUUCUUCAAAAGGUCAUUUGCAGAACUGUUUGUAUUCCAAGAGUGAGAAAGUGCUGGGAUCCAGGGAUCUGGGGGCCACAGUCAUUGUUCAGUCCUUCCCAGAGGGGCCCAGCCAGGUCCAGUUGAAGGGAGUGCAGUUCCGGGACGUGGGACAAGCCUUCCAUAGGCAUCUGAACGCGCUGACUCUGGUGGGAGCUAUGAGAGAUUCCUAUGUACAGGGCUGUACAGUGUGGAACUCCUUCAGUAGAGGCCUCGGCCUGUCCAGGACUGUGGGCCUGAAGGUGGACAGUAAUGUGUUCUACAAUAUUUUAGGCCAUGCACUGCUGGUGGACUGGUCAGUACAGGGAAAUAUAAUCAGAAAUAAUGUGAUCAUCAGUCUUUCUGGUGCCGAAGGCCUCUCCAGUCCUGAGAUGUUGACACCAUCUGGUCUCUAUAUCCGUAACCCCACCAACGUUAUAGAGGCAAACAGGGUGUGUGCUGCCGGUUUGGGGUACUUCUUUCAUCUUGUGACCAGCCAAACAUCACGAGCUCCACUUCUCUCCUUCACUCGGAAUAUUGCUCACUCUUGUUCCAGGUGUGGUCUCUUUGUAUACCCUAAGUUCCAGCCGCCUUGGGAUAGUAACACUGGCCCUACCCUGUUCCAAGACUUCACGGUUUGGGGAGGUGCAGGUGGUGCCCAGAUUUUUAGAAGUAGCAAUCUUUACCUGAAAAACUUCCAAGUUUAUUCAUGCAGAGACUUUGGAAUUGAUGUCUUGGAAAGUGAUGCAAAUACUUCAGUGACUGACAGCUUAUUACUUGGUCAUUUUGCCCACAAGGAAAGCCCAUGCAUGUCAGCUGGGAUCAAAACUCCCAAAAGAUGGGAACUGAUAGUAUCUAACAUAACCUUUGUUAAUUUUGAUCUCACUGACUGUGUGGCCAUCAGGACCUGUUCGGGCUGUUCUCGAGGACAGGGUGGAUUUACUGUGAAGACCAGCCACUUGAAGUUCACAAACUCUUCAAACCUAGUUGCAUUUCCAUUUCCUCAUGCAGCAAUUUUGGAAGACUUGGAUGGGUCUCUGUCUGGGAAAAGCGGAAGUCACAUUCUUCCUUCUAUGGAAACCCUUCCGGCUUCUUGUUUGGUCAAUAGAAGCUUCAGUCAGGUUGCUCCUGGCAGUGUCUGCGGGGAAAAUGCUCUCUUUCAUCAUGUGUCUGUUGGUUUAGCUAAUGCUCCAGAUGUUUCUUAUGAUCUAACCAUAACUGACAGCAGAAAUAAGACAACCACUGUCAAUUAUGUGUGUGACACACUGUCUAACCCUUAUGGCUGGACGGCUCUGCUCUCGGAUCAGGAGACCUACGCACUGCGAUUUGAGACGCCGUGGAUCAACAGAUCUCUGCAGUACUCAGCAACACUGGGCAACUUUGCUCCUGGGAAUUACCUCCUGCUGGUGCACACAGUGGAGUGGACUUACCCUGACAUCCUCAUAAGGUGCGGGCGUCGAGUGGGGCAGUCCCUUCCAUCUCUGCCAUUGCCUGGUCAGGACCAAGGCUGUGACUGGUUCUUCAAUAGCCAGUUGAGGCAACUCACCUAUCUGGUUUCAGGUGAAGGCCAAGUUCAGGUAAUUCUUCAGGUGAAGGAAGGUGUGCCCCCAACUACUUCAGCUUCUACGUCUGCACCCGAAUCAGCUUUGAAAUGGUCCCUCCCUGAAGCAUGGGCAGGAGUUGAAGAGGGCUGGGGAGGACACAACUGUACCAUUCCAGGUCCUGGGGAUGAUGUUCUUAUUUUACCCAACAGGACUGUCCUUGUGGAUACAGAUCUGCCAUUCCUCAAAGGCCUCUAUGUGAUGGGGACUUUAGAAUUCCCUGUGGACAGAAGCAACAUUCUGAGUGUGGCGUGCAUGGUCAUCGCAGGUGGGGAGCUGAAAGCUGGUACUUUAGAAAAUCCCUUAGAAAAAGAACAAAAGCUUUUGAUUCUCCUUAGAGCCUCAGAAGGAGUCUUUUGUGAUCGUUUCAGUGGCAUUCAUAUUGAUCCAGGAACAAUUGGGGUUUAUGGGAAAGUCCAGCUUCACAGUACUUCCCCUAAGAAAUCCUGGACGCGUCUUGCAGCUGACAUCGCCUCAGGCAAUGAGAGAAUUAUAUUGGAGGACACCGUGGAUUGGCGACCCCAUGACAAAAUCGUCCUUAGCUCCUCUUCUUACGAGCCUCACGAAGUGGAAGUCCUCACUGUGAAAGAAGUCAAGGCGCACCAUGUCAUGAUCCAUGAACGGCUCAGGCACCGGCACAUUGGAAGCGUCCAUGUCAUGGAGGAUGGCCGAUACAUUCGUUUGGCUGCUGAGACUGGGCUUCUGACCCGAAAUAUACAAAUCCAGUCUGAUAAAUCAUGUAGUGGGAGGCUACUUGUGGGGUCCUACAGGAAGUCCAGCAGUGAAGAAUUUUCAGGUGUGCUUCAACUUUUCAAUGUGGAAAUUCAGAACUUUGGGUCACCACGGUAUUCCUCCAUCGAACUCACUAAUGCAUCGGCAGGGUCCUGGAUACUGUCUUCUACUGUGCACCAAAGCUGCGGUGGGGGCAUUCAUGCAGCUGCCAGUCACGGGAUCAUUUUAAAUGACAACAUCGUGUUUGACACAGUUGGGCAUGGCAUUGAUUUGGAGGGUCAGGACUAUUCUCUCUCUAAUAACCUUGUAAUUCUGAUGACACAGUCAGCAUGGUCCAAUUCUUGGGUGGCGGGAAUCAAAGUGAACCAGGCAAAGGACAUCAGCCUCUAUGGCAACGUUGUGGCAGGAUCGGAGAGACUUGGCUUCCACAUCCGAGGCCACCGGUGUUCCUCCCCUGCAGCUGUUUGGUAUGACAAUGUGGCCCACUCAAGCCUUCAUGGUCUCCAUCUCUACAGGGAAAGUGGACUUGAGAACUGUACCAGUAUCUCUGGCUUCUUGGCCUUCAAGAACUUUGACUACGGUGCCAUGCUACAUGUGGAGAGCAGUGUGGAGAUCGAGAACGUCACUCUAGUAGACAAUGCUGUUGGUCUGUUGGCUGUAGUGUCUGUGUCAUCUGCGCCACAGAAUUACAUUGAAAAUGUACAGAUUGUGCUUAGGAAUUCAGUCAUUGUGGCCACGAGCUCCACUUUUGACUGCAUUCAGGACAGAGUUAAACCUUGCUCUGCCAACUUAACUUCAAAAGAUCGAGCUCCUUCCAAUCCAAGAGGGGGUCGAGUUGGUAUUUUGUGGCCUAUUUUCACCACAGAACCAAAUCAGUGGCCUCAGGAGCCAUGGCACAAAGUGAGGAAUGGCCAUGUAAUUUCAGGAGUCAUGAAACUUCAAGAUGUUACCUUUUCUAGUUUUGUUAAGAGUUGCUAUAGCAAUGACCUAGAUGUCUGCAUCCUGCCCAGUGCAGAGAACAGUGGAAUCGUGUACCCAAUAACAGCAGAGAGGACCAGGAUGCUAAGGAUCAAGGAUAAAAACAAGUUCUACUUUCCUCCUUUACAAACCAGGAAAGAUUUAGAAAUACUUGUCUGCCCUGAAUCCAAUUGUGAAAGUCCAAGAAAAUACCUCUUUAAAGAUCUGGAUGGGAGAGCCCUGGGUCUGCCUUCACCAGUUUCUGUAUUUCCUAAAAUUGAGGCCGAAUGGACUGGAUCCUUCUACAACACAGGUACAUUUAGAGAAGAACAGAAAUGCACAUAUCGAUCCAUGAUACAAGGCUACAUCUGCAAACAGACUGACCAAGUGAUCUUAAUUCUUGAUGAUGCUGAUGCCACCUGGGCGAUGCGAAAGUCAUAUCCAGUUGUGUCUGUGACUAGAGGUUUUGUUGAUACCUUUAGCAGUGUCAAUACCAAUACUCCCUGCAUGGCUUCAGGGGCUGUGUCUACUUUCUAUUCCAUUUUACCCACUAGGGAAAUCACCAAGGUCUGCUUUGUGGAUCAGACUCCUCAAGUUUUGCGUUUUUUUCUCCUGGGAAACAAAAGUCCCUCCAAGCUUCUCUUGGCUAUAUUCUACCAUGAACUCCACAGCCCCCAUGUCUUCUUAGGGGAGAGUUUCAUUCCACCCACUGUGGUUCAAUCAACUUCCUCAUUGCUGGAUGAGUCUGCGGGUUUCAACUAUUUCAGCAUCAUGGAUAACCUUUUGUAUGUUGUUCUACAAGGAGAGGAGUCCAUUGAAAUACAUUCAGGUGUUUCCAUUCAUUUGGCCUUCACUGUCAUGUUGUCAGUCCUAGAAAAAGACUGGGAAUUCAUGAUGCUUGAAAGACUAACUGAUUUUUUGCAAGUUAGACAAGAUCAGAUUAGAUUUAUUCAUGAGAUGCCUGGCAAUGAAGCAACCUUAAAGGCCAUUGCUGACAGUAGAGCGAAGAGAAAGCUCAAUUGCCCAACUGUGACAUGUGCCCGUCAUUACAGAGUUGGUCAACGUAGACCUCUUAUGACAGAAAUGAGCUCAUAUGGGGUCCCACCACCAACCACUAUGGAAACUAUCUCAAAAGUGAUGGUCAUUGAAGUUGGUGAUCUGCCAACACUGAGGAGGACUGGACUGAUUCCAUCCUUAUCAAGCAACAAAUUACAGAAUUUAGCUCACCUAGUUAUCACUGCGCAACAGACUGGAAUGCUAGAGAAUGUUCUGAAUGUGACUAUUGGGGCCUUACUGGUGACUCAAUCAAAGGGAGACACUGGCUAUGGAAAUACAAGCAGUCUUGAAACUACGAACUUGAUAUAUACGCGGCCCUAUGUUCUUUCAGUCCUAGUCCAGCCUUCAGAUGGAGAAGUGGGAAAAGAACUUACAGUACAACCACAACUCAUUUUUCUGAAUAAGCAGAAUCGGCGAGUAGAGUCCUUGGGCACCCCUUCAGAGCCUUGGGUCAUUUCUGUUUCCCUAGAAGGGACAUCAGAUUCUGUGCUGAAAGGGUGUACUCAGGCAGAAACACAAGAUGGUUAUGUGAGCUUCUCCAACUUGGCAGUUUUGAUCUCUGGGUCAAAUUGGCACUUUAUUUUUACUGUUACUUCCCCUCCAGGGACAAAUUUUAUAGCUCGAUCCAGGCCAUUUGCCAUCUUACCUGUGACGAGAUCAGAGAGGUCAACCAUCAUCCUGGCUGCGUCCCUGUGCUCAGCGGUCUCGUGGCUGGCUCUGUGCUGUCUGGUGUGCUGCUGGUUUAAGAAAAACAAAAGCAGAAAAAUAAAAAGUGAAGAUAUUUCUGAAUCCCAGACUAAUGAUCAAAGGAAUAAUAUCCACAUCUCAUCCCCCCGCCCAGGGUCACAAAUAAAGACUGAAAAAGAAGACACCAUAAUGGGAGAAGAUAAGAGGGUGAAGGUGGUAAUGGGCAAGCCGAGUGUGGAUGGGGUGUCUCGAAGAAAGGUUUGCCACCGUGUUGUCCAAAAGAAGGGGGGCAGCCGCGAAGAGGCUGCUGUGCCCCCUCCCAGUAUUAACUGUGUCACAUCCCACGGGCACACCUGUGCUCCAGGCUCUCCCACUCAACAGGUACACCUGCAGCAGACUGGCAACUGGAAGGAGGCCCAAGAGCACUUGGUCAGAUACCAGCUGGCAGGCCAAGAUCGGCUGCUGCUGCUCUGCUCGGACCUCAGACAAGAGCGGCAGAAACUGCAGGGGCAGAGUCAGAGUCCGCUGGGCAAGGAGAGUGGCAGCUUGGGGCUUUCCCAUGAGAAGAAAGCCCCCUGUGAUGCUAACCCAGCAACCCGCCUUUAUUCAGUACAUCCUGCAACUAUUCAGGAACAGCUGUGAUCAAGGAGCCAUGUGGGCAUUUGGCCCAAAAGUCAGAGUGUUCAAACAUAUUUCUGGAUAAUGAGCAAGAGCAAUAAAAGCUGACAAGUGGGAACCCUAAGGAGAAUAUGGACUCUGAAUUCUCUUUAUCAACUCAAAAAUGGAAAACAGUCAUACGAAUGCUUACAGAUGGAAAAAAUGCUGACGUGUCUUUCAUAUUUAUCACUGCUCCUAGUCCAAUGCCAUGGAUUUCCCUAAAUAUUUCUUAAUUUUUACUUCUUUUAAACUUAAGCCUCUUUAGACUCCUGAUUUUGCCAUCUUAACAACGGUGUAAUACUGAUUUAUACCAGGAGGGGUUGUCAGUAAGUUUUCUCUAGGAUGACUGCCCAAAGCACCUUGAGCUUCUCUUAUAGAAGGGAUCAUGAAAAAGUCUGUUCUGCUAUAGUUAUUUCUACACUAUUACAGGAAAACAUUUCUUUAUCCUGUGGUAACAUUUGAAGGACAGGAGAAAACCCUGCUCCCUGAUGUAUCAGUACAAGGUGACAGGGCAACUUCCUGGUUUUUUACAAGCUGAUUUUAUUUCAUGGUUUAAAUUCAAUCAUUAUUGGGAGCACAUAACAGAGCAAACAUAUCAAGUUUGCACCUCCUGAGUACCGGCACAUGAAAACUGAUAUUCUCAUGGGCUUCACUGAGAUUUUAGUUAAGGACAAAGAUUUUGAAAAAAAUAGCAAGUUUGGGGAAGGAAAUUAUCCAUGGACCAAAGUUAUAUUUUUCAGUAGUUCUUCCUAUUAUAUUAGUAACUGGAUCAAAAUUACAACUGGAAGAAAACUGUAUUGGGGACACCAGAGAUAAUAACCAAAUGUCCAAGUAGAUGAUCAGCUAACUCAUUUAUCACAGAACUGCUUUUUGGACAAGAUAAUGCCCAGGGAAGUGCGGAGAGAUUGUAUCAUGUGCAGCCUCUCUAGGCUGUGUGCUAGGGGGUCUAAUGAAGACCGACUGGUGUUGAUACGCUGAAUAAGGAUGCUCAAGGCACUUUCAUCUGUUUCAUACAUUUGCAAAAGGGUCAUCAGUGUUCAAACUAAAGGAUACUUUAAGCAGCCUGUCUGUGUCCUUGGCUCUGGAGCCAGAAGUCCUUAUGCUUAGGCCGCAAAGAUGGCAGAGAUGAGGAGAAUUUCCAGGAAGUACUUGUUCUCAGCUUUUCCCAAAAUAUAAACCAGGAUUUCUAAUCCCUGAAAGAUUAAGGGGCUGUCCUGUACCUGAAUUAGAAUGGAGGAAGGAGACACACUCUUCUCUUGUAGAAUUUUAAAUAAUGAUGCCCUGGAGUUAGCCCCGUGGGAGGCACUAGCAUCAUUACCUGCAAGCGUUAAAGACAAGGUAUGUCUCUUUACCAGCAGUUGCCAGGAAUUUUCUCAGCCCCUCUGUCCAUUCUUUAGGUGUAUUAUGGGCAUCCCAAACUUUAAAACUGCCCUGAAAGCAGAUAAGCAACCUUCUGUGUGGCCCUAUAUUGGAUUUUGAAAGAGAUAACAAUUAGAUAUUAAGUUGAUGUUUUCCAUGAAAUAUCAGUCCAGACUAUCUGUAUUUAAGGAGGGCACUGAUGGGCAGUCUGUCCUAUAAAAAUGUACACUGGAAGUGCAAACUGGCUGCUUGCAGGGUAAAUCCUUUAUGUAGAUGUAUUUUGCUUGAGCAUGAACAGUGUUUAAAAGCAUAACAAUAAAACUUGAAUGGCUAAGGAAGGCUGUGCCUUCUUCAGCUUAAUUAGCCCCUACUAAAA